Dermacentor silvarum is the source of this 348-nucleotide messenger RNA. RefSeq names its product small nuclear ribonucleoprotein-associated protein B-like. The transcript has a single exon. Bases 1 to 348 code for a protein of 115 amino acids. The record is from RefSeq and is a predicted model, not a curated record. Lineage: Eukaryota; Metazoa; Arthropoda; Arachnida; Ixodida; Ixodidae.
AUGGUACCAGCAGGCCCCAUGCAGGGCUCAUACCCAGCCGGGGGCAUGAUGGCACCAGCAGCCCCGAUGCAGGGCUUCUACCCAGCCUGGGGCAUGGGGGCACCAGGAGCCCCAAUGCAAGGCUUUUACCCGGCCGGGGGAAUGAUGGCACCAGGAGCCCCACAGCAGGGCUUCUACCCAGCCUGGGGCAUGAUGGCACCAGGAGCCCCGAUGGCGACUGGCGGAAGUGCGGUCCCGAAUGCGCAGGCUAACAUGAACGCCGCCGGGCCCCCAGUCACAAAGAGCCACCCCAAGAAGGCCACUGGUGCCGUUUAUCCACGCGCCAACUAUCCGCGCUCCACGGACUAA